CUUCCUCGUCCCAAAUGUUAUGAGAAAAAAAAUCUCAGUUUUUUCUUCUGUCUCUUCUCUCAAGCUCGAGCUUCAUCAAGCAAUGGCGGCUAUUUCUGGCUCGUUGAUUCUGUCGAAGAAUUCCCAACUUCAUCCAUCAUCUGGCCUUACUCUGAAGACACGAACUCAAGUCCCUGGUAGUGUACCCUCUGUCAAUAUCUCAUUUGGACUGCGUGGCCCCAACAAACUGCAGUUUUCUGCUCCCAGAUGCCGAAAGCCCCUUACCAUUCAGGCAGCAUACAGAGAUGAUGAUGGGGCAAGCAGCACAAGCCUAUUUGUUGGAGGGUUUAUUUUGGGAGGACUCAUAGUUGGUGCCCUUGGAUGUGUAUACGCUCCUCAGAUCAGCAGGGCUUUAGCUGGAGCAGGGCGAAAGGAUCUCAUGAAGAAAUUGCCUAAAUUCAUAUACGAUGAGGAAAAGGCUUUGGAGAUGAGUCGACGCUGCUACAGUGAUCAUUAUAACUUACAUCCUGUGGUUUUGGUAGUCCUUGAAAACACGGAAAGUAUUAGCCGAAAAGAUUGCACAGCUCAACUCUGCUAUCGAUGAUGCAUCCUUUCAGCUCCGGACAGAAGACACCACCAAUGGUGCCCUUGCUAGCAACACCGAUGAAGUCGAGGCUACCAUAUGAAAUCUUCUAUUCUAGUCGUUAAUAACUGGUGACACUUACAGUCGACUCAGUCUCUUUCUUCAAAUGACUCGUUUCGUUAUGAAGGUUCUUGAGACAUUAUCUGUUUGGUUAGAUAGCAUAUGUUUGAAGACGGUACAUGUUAAUGUGUUGUGUGACCGUAGCUACGCCA
Tarenaya hassleriana is the source of this 834-nucleotide messenger RNA. RefSeq lists its product as uncharacterized. The transcript is spliced from 5 exons. The record is from RefSeq and is a predicted model, not a curated record. NCBI's taxonomy places the organism in Eukaryota, Viridiplantae, Streptophyta, Magnoliopsida, Brassicales, Cleomaceae. The coding region runs from base 20 to 583 and encodes 187 amino acids. Gene Ontology annotation, cellular component: chloroplast thylakoid membrane; chloroplast inner membrane.